Molecule: messenger RNA, 1236 nt
Organism: Syzygium oleosum
Lineage: Eukaryota; Viridiplantae; Streptophyta; Magnoliopsida; Myrtales; Myrtaceae
Exons: 5
Coding region: 16-1164 (382 amino acids)
Source: RefSeq, a predicted model, not a curated record
GGGAUCACCAAGGAUAUGGUCAAAAGAGCUCAACGGACUGCACAUUUUCGACUAGUGAUUUUGGAUGGGAAGGUCUACUUGGAGAAGUUUAGGCCAGCUUUUCAGACCCGGGAUGUGUUCACUCUGUGGGGUAUAUUACAGCUUCUCAGAUGGUACCCUGGAAAGCUUCCUGAUUUGGAGCUGAUGUUCAAUUGUGACGAUCGGCCUAUCAUCCAAUUGAGGGACUUUCCCCACCCCAUACCAGGCCCUCCACCAUUGUUUGGAUACUGUAGAGAUCGGAGGACAUUGGACAUCGUUUUCCCAGAUUGGUCUUUUUGGGGAUGGGUCGAGACGAAUAUAAAGCCAUGGAGAUAUGUGUUGAAGGACAUAGAAGAAAGCAAUAAGAGGAUGACAUGGUCGGACAGAAAGCCAUAUGCUUACUGGAGAGGGAAUCCAUCCGUGGGUCAAACCAGAAAAGACCUUCUCAAGUGUAACGUUACCGAGAAACAUGACUGGAACACACGGGUUUACAUUCAGGACUGGGGUCAAGAAUCUAAACAAGGGUAUAAGCACUCCAAUUUAGAGGAUCAGUGCGCUCACCGAUACAAGAUAUACAUCGAAGGCUGGGCGUGGUCCGUGAGUGAGAAGUACAUCUUGGCAUGCAACUCCAUGACCUUGCUAAUCAAGCCUCAGUACAUCGAUUUCUUCACUAGAGGCCUCGUUCCAUUGCAGCAUUACUGGCCGAUCAGGGACGACACCAAGUGCACCUCCCUCAAGUUUGCUGUCGAGUGGGGCAACAAUCAUACCGACAAGGCAAAGGUCAUUGGAGAAGCCGGGAGCCGCUUCAUAUAUGAGGAUCUAAAGAUGGAGUAUGUCUACAACUACAUGUAUCACUUGUUCAAUGAAUACGCAAAGCUUUUCAGGUACAAGCCCGCCAUACCAAAAGGCGCCGUGGAGCUAUGCUCGGAGGCGAUGGCGUGCCCCACGAACGGGACGUACAGGAAAUUCAUGUUGGAUUCGAUGACGAAGUCGCCGAGCCGAGCAUCGCCUUGUUCCCUGCCUCCUCCAUAUGACCCUCCUUCGCUUGAAGCUUUCAUCGAGAGCAAAGCUAACUUGUCUUGGCAGGUGGAGACAUGGGAAGAUGAGUAUUGGCAGGGUGUCAACAAGAUCAGCAAGAGGCAAUAGGGAAAGAAAAGAUAUGGACAGAGUUGAUAUACAGUGACAAUUGUGUCUGGCAACUUGUGAACUUCUCGCGUA